AUGGCCCGCCCGACUCUCGCUGGACUUUCGUCGUCGCCCGCGGUUCCCUCGUCCUCGUCGUCGGACCGCCCGGACUCGACGCCCUCGCCCUCGACACGACCGUCUCGACCAGCCGCAGGACAGCCCGCUGGGACCGGCCGCCGUCCACCGCUGCCGAACGGGUUUCUCUCGUCGCCGGCGUUCGGUGGUACACCUCGAGGGUCGACUGACGCCGUCGAUUCGCCGCCGCCAUCGUCGUCGACGUCCGAUUCGCCGCCUGGGGACGCUGGGGACGCUGGGGACGCUGGCCAGGCUGACGGGCACGGCGACGCACUGCUGGGCUCGUUCGGAGCGCUUCUUCAGACCCUUCCGCCGCGACCAGCUUCAUCUCGGACCGGCGGCGAUCUCGACGGCGACGAAGGGUCGCGCGUAUCUGUAGAUCCUCGUCCGCUCUCGUCGUCGCCUGCUGGCUCGCACGACGGCGCAGACGGCGAGUGGGACGCGACGGCGUUGCGAAUGAGCCUGGGAAAGGGCGCUGGCGAAGACGCUGCCGGCGGUGCCUCGGUCGGUGCCGAUGCGUUGGCAAAGGGAGAGAAGCGGAGGACGGGUCGCUGCAAGUUCUUCAACGCCCAGAAGGGCUUUGGGUUCAUCCUCGACGAUGCGGCAGAAGAAUUGGGCAACGACGAAGUCUUCGUCCAUUACACGACCAUCCUCGCCGUCCAAGGCGGUCCUCGAGGGUUCCGCUCGUUGAUGGAGGGCGAGCUGGUCGAAUACUCUAUCGUGCAAGGCCCGAAAGGCUGGCAGGCGCAGGAUGUACUCGGACCGAACGGCACCCCCUGCAUCGGCAGCCCUCCGAACAGCGUUCCCAAGUCUGCUCAACUACCGCCGAGCGAGCCUCGACGACGACCGUCACAGCUUGGCCAAGCGACGGUGUCGCGAAAAGCGUCGACGGCGGGACAAGGGUCUUACUCGUCGAGCAAAGGCGGUCGCGCCGACUCUGGCUACUGGACGUCGAACGCCGGUACUUCGCACUCCUCGUUGACCUCGCCGUCGAGUCGCUCCGUCCAGCUCGCCCAGUCCGCUUCUCCCUCCUCCUUUACGACCUCCCCACAUCCUUACCAGCCGGUCAUGCUCUACCCUUUCGCAUCACCCGCCUCUACACACGCCCAUCUCCAUGCACAACCGCCUAUGGCUUACUCGUACCCGCCCACCGCGCUCCAAAUCGACGGCACCGGCGAGGCUGAGCGGUCUCCGCCAGCUCACGUCCUCGUCUCGCCGUCCUACUACGUCGCCGCCCCUCCCGCCAGUGUCGACGGCAUGCAGCCGCUCAGCCCGACGCACGGCCCUCGAUACGCACCAUAUCAUGUCGGCAUGGCCUACUCGCCUGGAACGGCCGCUCUUCCCGUCGCAGGCGCUGAAGCGUCAUCCCCUACGUCCGCCUACUACCCGAUCUCUUCCUCCGCUUCUCCUCCCGGCCCUGCAUUCGCCUAUCCUCCGCAUCUCUCCAGCCCUCCCUACCCCGUCGCACUGCACCAUCACCAUCCUCGCGCUCCGCACGGCGCCGCACCGUACCCCAUCUCGUCCGUCGCUCACCACCCGCCCGUAUCGCCAACAGCCAGCGGGGCGUUCGUCCAGUACCCAGCAGGGAUGGUCGUCUCCCCUCCGCAUGGCUCGUACGCCGACCAUUCCGCCUGGCCCGCUGCGCACCCGUAUCCUCCGCAACAAGCCUUCACGGCAGUCGACGGCGAGUACCCGAUCUCGAACCAUGUUGCGGACGAGGGAGCGCAGGUCGUUUCGGGCUUGACGGCGGGUUGGGCGGAGGUUGAGGCUGAACCUCAGCCGCUCUCAGCCACGGCGACAAAAGCGGGUCCGCUCACGCCCGCACAACGAGCGGGACACGCAGGUGACGGGCGAUAA
Messenger RNA from Rhodotorula toruloides NP11, 1896 nucleotides. RefSeq names its product Y-box-binding protein 2. The coding region runs from base 1 to 1896 and encodes 631 amino acids. Lineage: Eukaryota; Fungi; Basidiomycota; Microbotryomycetes; Sporidiobolales; Sporidiobolaceae. The transcript has 7 exons. The record is from RefSeq and is a predicted model, not a curated record. Gene Ontology annotation, molecular function: nucleic acid binding.